Messenger RNA from Prorocentrum cordatum, 1487 nucleotides. Lineage: Eukaryota; Dinophyceae; Prorocentrales; Prorocentraceae. The record is from the annotation of a GenBank genome assembly.
GCCGCCCCGCCUGCUGUACCGCUCGCCGCCGUGGGUGUGGGCGCCGCCAUCCCAGGGGCUGGAGCAGCCAUGGGGGCAGUGGUGGCGCCCGGAGGCGGUCCCGCCCCUGGCAUGCAGCGGAUCGUGGUGGCGAGCGACGGCCAGCCGGGAGCGCCCUCCAUCGGGUCCGACUGGAGCGUGGACGCCACGGCCAGUGUCAUGGGCAAGUUCGCGCUGGUCAAGCUUGGGACGGCCACCCUCGUGCUGGAGAGCAUCGCGGUCGGCAACAAGAAGAAUGUGCUGGUCUCGAGGAAGGGCGAGCUCGAGCAGGCGGUGGACCGAGCUUCUGGGCCCGGUCUGCCAGGAGCUGGCCUCGGACCUCAAGCGAUUGGAGACGGGCCGGCGGUUGCAGUGCCGCUCAAGUCGGCUGACGCUCGAGUGCUGCCCGUGCUGUGCGACCAGACGGGCCAGAGGUUCAGGGCCUACACUAAUGCCGUCGGGCUUCUGGAGGAGCCACGGUUCGACGACUUCCCGGUGGUUGGCCCAAGAACGACUCUCUGGCUGUGCAAGUUCAUCAGAGAUCAGGGGGGCGUGCCCCGCACCAGGACCGAGAAGUGGAUGCGAGACGCACACGUGCCGGACAACGACAGAGUCAAGCACGAGCAUGGCAGUCUCAUGGAGAUUCUUGAGACAGCGCUCACAUAUGACCAGCUGGACGUGUCUGCCCUCGCCUCUUUCGAGAUCCUGUCGAGGAGGAUUCAGCUGCUGGAGGAGGCGUACACGUCCAACCCGAAGGCGCCGCGGUUCGAGGGGAGCGAGCACUUCCAGGGCCUUGGCAGGAAAGUCGCGGCCGUGGCGCCGCUACUCACCUCGCGCGUGGCGUUGCAGCUCCAAGGCGAGGCUGCGAUCCAGAAAGAACGACGCAAGGGCUGCGACGAGUUUUUGACCAAGGCAUGGCGGACGGUCGACAGCGUGGCCCUCUACCCCUGCCUCGACUUCAUGAUUGGGAAGGCCCUCGUAGCUCACUCAGUCGUGGCGUUCAUCAACGUAUUUGCCGGCGUGCUUGGAUCGACAGGCGCGCCGACGAGAAUUUUUUUGGGUCUCAGCGUGCUUGGGGGCUUCGGUGACAAGUCGCCCAUCGGUCCUGGUGGUGAGCAGGCUCGUGCUGCUGCUGCCCGGGCUCAUGAAGCGGUUGAAGCUGUGCCCAUGCCUAAGGAGAGACCCGCCCCGCAAGAAGCCCUCGCGGCGCUUCUGCGUACAGACGCCCGCUAUGGUGACAGCGAGUGUGCCGGGAACAUUGCACCGUUUGGCUCGGCUUCAGUGUCUCCGCCGAGUCGCGACCUGCACGGGGUGGGCAUCUACAACGUUCUGCCCUCGGACGCGUCGCACAAGUUUAAGCGGUUUCGCGACGCCAUCCUUCUCAGUGACGAGGAGUGUGCAUUGUGUAUCAAGAGCGAGGGACUGCCCAAUCCUUACUUUGACCCAGUGCUGGAGGCACAUCCUGCGAA